This is a messenger RNA of Cornus florida, 977 nucleotides long. RefSeq lists its product as uncharacterized. Bases 112 to 630 code for a protein of 172 amino acids. The record is from RefSeq and is a predicted model, not a curated record. The transcript is spliced from 2 exons. NCBI's taxonomy places the organism in Eukaryota, Viridiplantae, Streptophyta, Magnoliopsida, Cornales, Cornaceae.
CAUUCAAAAAGUAACACCGUUUGUGUGUGCGCGUGCGUGUCAUCGUCCUUCAUUAAAACCGAUCAAAUCUCAAAACCCUAGCAAUCAGGCGCCUUUGCAUCUUCCUUACUCAUGGCCGGCCUCCUCCGUUGUCUUCGUCUUGGCGGUAGAAACAUAUGCAAUACGAAGAAAUUAGGCUUCGUGGGCUCACAUCGUCCUAUUCUUUCUUGGUCUUUUUUCACCACCACCACCGGAACCACCACCCUUCCGGCGGAGGAGGGAAGGCUCGACGAGCAUCAUCAUAUUGGAGGCGUUUUGGGAAAUUUAGGUGCUGCCGCGUCGGAGAAGCAGCGAGACGCUAGCAAAAGUACUCGCGUCGAUGGCCUGGCCCAAUUUGCAGCGUUCGCCAUCGGUCAAGCGCACAAUCUGAAUAUUUAUUUUGAAAGAGUGGUCAGCGCCAAGGUUCAACUGCUCGAUAAUGGCCGAUUAUACUCUAUUACGAUGGAGGCAUUGGAUAGUGGGAGCAAAAAGUUCUUUGAAGUUCAUGUUGUUGAUACCAUCAUCGAAAGCAACAGUCUCUUCUUGAAAGAAUGGUGCGAGCUCAAGUCUCCUCCUCCUGGUUGGACUCCUGCUUGGACUUUAUGGAGAUAGGGUAAAAAUUGAGCUAGAGUCGGGUAAAGCAAAACAGCUGCUGCCGCUCAGAUGGUAAUUAAUAGCAAUAUGAUGUUUUGCUUAACUUUAUUUUAGUGAACUGACUGUGUUAUGUGGUAUGUGUAGGGUUUGGUCUAGUUAGGAAAAGAAGGAAAAAUAGCAGGGUGGUUUUAUUAUGGACUCUGUUGCUCAAAUUGUUGAAUUGUUGAUGAUUUUGUUGUGGUUAUCUAAUUAUUGAUAUAUUUUGCCUCAUAUUGGUUUCGAGACAAAGUUUCCCCAAUAUAUGCUGUGGGAGUAUCUAACAUUUGUUAUUACUUCAACAAAUAUCAUCUUGUGUUUUCUUGACA